GGGCGUGGCCAGCCCUCACAGAGGCGUGGCCAACCAGGUGAGCCUCUGUCUUAACCUGUUCUUCUGCUCCUCCGAUUUUACUCUUGCAAGACCUUCUAACUGCAAAGAUGCCUGUCGUCAUUUAUUUCACCAGUGUCAGUGGAUGCAAUCAGACAAAAAAGAAUCAGACCAGCAUCUUCCAGCACCUGGACUCGAAGAACAUUCCAUACAAAACGGUGGACAUCAGCCAGAGCGCUGAUCUGAGGACGGAGAUGAGGGACAAGAUGGGGAAUCCCAAAGCCUUGCCUCCCCAGAUCUUCAACGAUGACACCUACUGUGGGGAUUACUCCAUGUUCUUCGAAGCUGUGGAGGCUGAAAACGUCAAAGAAUUCCUUAAGCUCAAGUAGCUGUCUGAAUGUCAGACCUGUCUGUCUGUCUGCAGCGCUGAAAUUGGCUGGACAGUGCCUCAAUGUGCAAUGGAAUAAUAAAAGCUGUUCACCAAAA
Messenger RNA from Anguilla rostrata (American eel), 483 nucleotides. RefSeq lists its product as uncharacterized. The transcript is spliced from 3 exons. The record is from RefSeq and is a predicted model, not a curated record. Gene Ontology annotation, cellular component: cytoplasm. The coding region runs from base 108 to 386 and encodes 92 amino acids. Lineage: Eukaryota; Metazoa; Chordata; Actinopteri; Anguilliformes; Anguillidae.